Molecule: messenger RNA, 288 nt
Organism: Clunio marinus
Lineage: Eukaryota; Metazoa; Arthropoda; Insecta; Diptera; Chironomidae
Source: the annotation of a GenBank genome assembly
AUGAAAAAGUUGAAUUUUUGUUUAUUGAAAAAAGAAAAACGAGAAAUGAGAAACAAGGAACAGCAGACUAAUAAUUAUGGGGCAUUAAAAAACACGCUCGUUCAAUUAUCAGCUUAUAAUAGUUUUUCCUUCUCUUCCUUUUGUUUCACGGAAACAGGCAAUUUUGCAAAUGAAAAAAAGAGAAAAAGAAAAAGAAUAACAAAACAAACAUAUGCCAAGAUAGCGUGUCUAGGAUGCGAUGUACAAAUGGAACCUACAUAUAUGUUGUUCAUUUUUGAAAUACUAUAA